Molecule: messenger RNA, 2367 nt
Organism: Rhizoctonia solani
Lineage: Eukaryota; Fungi; Basidiomycota; Agaricomycetes; Cantharellales; Ceratobasidiaceae
Product: WD repeat-containing protein
Exons: 10
Coding region: 1-2367 (788 amino acids)
Biological process (GO): proteasome-mediated ubiquitin-dependent protein catabolic process
Cellular component (GO): GID complex
Source: RefSeq, a predicted model, not a curated record
AUGACCGAGUCACGAAGCGUUUCCCCGCACUGGACCUUACUCUCUACCACCGCGACUUGGCCGCGCCCAGACGCUGAAGCGAUCCAACGCGCCUGCACAUCCCCCAGACGAUCAAUCUACGCCGCAACACCCGCCGAAUAUUGGCCUAUUCAGAUCCCGACCGAGGCGUGCGCCUUGACUGUCACUCUUUUCCGUAUAUCAAUCCACGCGACGCCAAGUCGCGCAACUGUUUUUUCAGCCCUAGCGCUCAUCCAAUCGUCAAAGCACGCCAUCCAAGUCCCUUUCGUGAUGUUCGAAGACGCUUGCUGCAUGUGUGGUAAGCCCACAACUGGAAGUUUGUACUGCAGCAACGCAUGCAAGUCUCAAGACUAUUACCCCAACCUGGACGACACGCCCUUGCUGAUCCCCUCGCGGCCUCAGCACUCGCUUUCGUCGUCGCCUACGUCUUCGGUCAUGACCACUCUCUCUAUCACCGACGAUCUUCCGCCCCAGGUUCAGCCCUCGGCGCCUGCUUAUGGAACCACCACUGCCGCUGCGGUUGCUGCCGCAUUCGCACGCACCAGCAUGCCCCCCACACCGGGCGAUGCGCCGAAGCGGACCCAGAACAGCAAGUACACUAUGCCCUUGUUUCAGCCGGCGAUCCAAGAAGCGACCUCACCGGCCCUUGCUCCUCGCAAGCAUCGUCCCCAACCGACGAUCGAUGUCGAGAACACCCUGCACUAUGUUCGGCGAGCUGCCCACCAGCGCUCGGCGUCGAGCAGCACCACGAGCCUGCUCUUGUCCCCAGCACAGUCGUCCCAGGACCAUGCAAGCUACAAUGAGCAAACGAUGCGCAACAUGCGAAAGCAACAGCGAGCGAGUCUCCCCGCAUACUUUUCGCUUUUGGAAACGCCUAUGAUUGCCCAAAACGAAUCCGGCAUCGAGGCGUGGGCUAUGCCCCAGCCCCACUACCCGAAGCCGGCCGAGGUCGCUGAGAGCGCAAGUCUCACGCCCACCGUCGAUCACCGCGGACGAUCUCGGCUUCAGUCCCGGAGCCGAUCCCGGGGACGUACGUUCACUCGUCGCUCCAGCCACGGUGCUGCGCCCCUGGAGGCUGUCCAAUCUGUUGUGCAGAGGGGGAGGAGCCGCAUCCCUCGCGAUCUCGAGGCACGAGCGUGCUACACGACGCCGCUCGCAUCCGACUCUGGUAGCGUCUCGCCCACAUUGGUAGCGAGCCUCCCCGGCAGCCCGCCCGACGAGAGCGUAUCGGUGCAGUUCUCGCUGCUGUCCGAGACUGAAGGGUAUACGUAUCCGUACACUGAUUCGUAUCAGUACCCUCUGCCAGUAGACCUGCCACUUCCAUUGCCAUUGUCACUGUCACUGCCACCAGAGACGGCGGGGACGUUGAGCGGCGCAGCGACAGCGACAAUAGAAGCGGGGCGCAAGCGCAGACGAAUCGACACGGAUUAUCUCAUCGACGACGGACAGCCAGACCCAGACCCACAUUCAGAUUCAGAUUCACACCCACGGCCCUUGAAACUCCCCCGCCAGUCGCUCGACAUCUCUGUCCCUGACCACGAUCGCCGCCCGAUGCGCUACACAACACAUACAGAUGAUCCUAAUGGCACCCAGUCCAACAAUGGGUUCGCCACUAAUGGCAAGUCCUCGUCUUCGUCGUCUUCCCCCUCGUCGCUGGCGCUUGUUCAGCCGCCCUGGUCUACCCUCUACAAGGACUCGGUCCACGACAGAGAGCAAGUUGUUCGUACUAUACUCCAGGCGUUGAGGGAUGUCGGAUAUACCGAAGCGGCUGCCACGCUCGAGCGCGAUCGGGCUACCAACUCGAGUCGGAGGAUGUUUCCAGCUCCGCCAUGCCGUCACACACGGUCUCUGGGACGAGGCUCCGGCGUUUCUGCGUCGCCUGGCGUGGCGGGCGAACACGAAAGUGGGGCUGAUGUGAUGGAGCGCGCACAUUGGGACGGUGCUCUGGGGACAUCUCGGCCUAAACUCCUGGCAGAACUCCAACGGUUAAUUUCCCCUUCCAUUAUGCUUCCUCCACGCCGUCUCGACACCCUACCUCUCAUGCAAGGUCUUUCCCAACGUUCCUCAUGCACCCACCAUGCCGGAAGCCAAGCCGACAAGACCUUCCGCUCGCUCUAUGUCAACCACUCGUGUAGCCGAACUCAAUUUCCGACCCUUGCCACGCACAUCCUCGCCGAGCACCUCGAUGAAGUCUGGCGCCUCGAAUGGAGCCAUGACGCCGCUUUUUGGCAUCCGCUAGCCAACAAGACAGCGAUCAUCUGGAAGAUUGCUGAUCUGCAACCAGACGCUGACCCGACCACGCGAGAGUGUCUAGCCGAACGGGUUCUGUCUGGGCACGAGUAUGCGUAA